AUGAAGUUGGAGAAGGCUCCUUGCAAUCAAAAGUUGGGAAGAGAAGGGGAAGAGAAGGAGCAGAUGAGGGGGAGACCUCUACCUGCAACGCCGGCUUCAAGGCUGCGAAGAAAAGUACCCGAUGGAAAGAUUCCAGGGAAGAUUUUCGCUAGAGAUUCUCAUCGUACUCGGGCAUCGGAUUCCACGUCGUCGUCAACUUCGAUUUCUGAUAAAUUGAAUAGUCGAAGGGAGUCAUCGUGCACGAAGUGCUUUGAUCUUGGAGGAGGAAGGGUCACUGCGGUGGAAACUGCUGCAGAUGAAUUCAAGGUUGAUCUCUCUCAGUUGUUCUAUGGGCUUAAGUUUGCCAUCGGAGCUCACAGUCAAAUUUACCAUGGAAUUUAUAAGGAUGAAUCUAUUGCUAUGAAGAUUCUUAGCCCACCUGAUGACGACGAAAAUGGAGCCAUAGCGGCUCGGCUGGAGAAGCAGUUCACUAGAGAAGUUACUCAUCUGUCUCAUCUCCACCAUCAAAAUGUGGUCAAGGGUUCACGGGCGAGGGAUCCUAGUACUCAACUUUUAUCGAAUUAUGAUCACUAA
Molecule: messenger RNA, 573 nt
Organism: Telopea speciosissima
Lineage: Eukaryota; Viridiplantae; Streptophyta; Magnoliopsida; Proteales; Proteaceae
Exons: 3
Coding region: 1-573 (190 amino acids)
Source: RefSeq, a predicted model, not a curated record